CAGUUCAGUUCACAUAGAGAAGUCGAGUUGACUUCCAACCCUCAGUGCCAGCGCUGAAGUGAACCAAACAUCACGCCGACCAAGUCCAUCCUGAAGAUAUCCUGGUCCGAAUUCAUGAUACAAAACCACGUUGAGUGCAUUGCAUAGUGAAUAUUUGAAAAAAGUGACGAUUUUCUGUUUACAUAUUAAACAUGGUCUAUUUACUCAAGUUUCAUAGAAUACAAGACCACAUUCCAGUUCGACUGGGUGUCGGAGCAAUGAUAUUCACUGCAACAUGGAUGAGCUACAUGAUGAGAGUAAAUAUGUCGAUAAAUAUUAUUGCCAUGGUGCAGCCUAGUACAAAUGGGGAAGGAACACGGACGCGUCCAGAGUGUGCUAACUACACGAUGGCCCAGGAACAAACAUCAUUCCUCAACAAAACAUACGACACGCACGAAGAUAAACUUCCGGAUUACGGAGAACGUUAUGCAUGGUCAUCUGAGACGCAAGGAAUGGUGCUGGGCAGUUACUUCUGGGGUUAUCUAGUAACUUCGCUUCCUGGAGGAAUAUUAGCCGACUAUUUUGGUGGAACGCGUCUUGUGGGAUUCAGCGUGCUCUUAAGUGCCGCGAUUACAACGAUUUGCCCAGCAGCAGCAGCCUGGCAUUACGGUGCUCUUAUAGCCGCCAGAUUUGCACUUGGAUUUCUUGCGGGUGUAUUGUAUCCGGCUCUACACAAUCUAAUCGCGCGCUGGGCCCCACCUGAUGAGAAAGGAAAAUUUGUCUCCGCUUUACUGGGAGGAACUUUUGGCACUGUGGUCACGUGGAGUUUUACGGGAUACUUGAUCGAAAAAUGCGGUUGGAAAUGGGCUUUCUAUGCACCAGGUGCUAUUGCUGCGAUCUGGUCAGGAUUGUGGUUUUUAAUUCUUUCAGACGAUCCUGCUCAUCAUAGAUUCAUCAAUAGCUCAGAAGCUGAUUACAUAGCAAAGAGUCAGGGAGGCUCAGUUUCCAACUCAAAGAAAAUGCCACCAUUCAAACGCUUGAUUAUGUCCGGACCUUUCUGGUCACUGUUUGUGUUGCAUUUCGGCUCAGCUUGGGGUUUGCAGUUUCUGCUAACAUCUGCACCCAAAUUUUUAACAGAAGUUCUUGGAUUCGACAUACGCAAUGCCGGUUUCUUAUCCGGUCUUCCCUACCUAAUGCGGAUGAUUAUGGGAAUUUUAUUUGGAGCAGUGGGUGACGUUUUACGCAAUAAAAACUAUUUGUCAGUAACUAAUGUCAGGAAACUGUUUUGUAUUUUCUCUCACGUCAUACCAGGACUGUUCUUAUUCGGACUAGGAAACGUAGGAUGUGCUCCAAUUUUAUCAGUAACUAUAAUAACCUUAUCUCUUGGAUUUAAUGGAGCCUCGACAAUGACAAAUUUACAAAAUUCGCAAGAUCUUGCUCCAAACUUUGCCGGAACUAUCUACGGAAUAGUCAACUGUUUCGGAAGCGCUUCCGGAUUCAUAAGCCCUGCUUUAGUCGGAUAUUUCAUCAGGGAUCACAAUGGUCUAGAAGAGUGGCACAAAAUCUUUUUAGUUGGAGCUUUUGUUUAUAUUGUGCCAUCAAUUUGGUUUGCCAUUUUCGGAUCAGGCGAAGUUCAAAGCUGGAAUGAGGUAAAAACUGACGAAGCGGAAAAUAACACAUCAGAAAGUAAAGAACAUUCUAAAGCUACAUGCGCAACGGAAAUGAAGGAAAAUAUACCAAGCCAUAGUCAAAUCGAGAGCAAAAGUUAAGGAUUUAACGCAAAAAUUUGUUUAUAGUUUAAUUGUAAUUAUUGUCUGAUGUGCCAAUGUUUACCUUGUGAUAUGUUUUACAUGUUUUUAUGUUUUAUUUCUUUUUAUACGACCGAGAAAAUUCUAUAGUUGUUAUUACAUAAAAUGUGGUUACUAUCAGUAUUAUUAAUUAUAAUAUAUCUGAAGCAGAUAGAAGUCUAACAAACAUUAUCUUCCCUGCCAUUGGGCCGUAUUUUUUGGUGUCAUAUUUUAAAAAUAUACUUUUUAUUAAUUUCAGGCUCGACAAUUCUUAAUUUGAUAACAUAUUAUUUAAGUCAUACUAUUUCAUCAAAAAAUAACAUUUCAAAUAUUUCACUAAAACAGUCUGAAAAUAAUUAUAUAAUACGUAACCAAAUGGUUAUAAUUUCCGAAAUCAAUA
Ctenocephalides felis (cat flea) is the source of this 2166-nucleotide messenger RNA. RefSeq names its product sialin. The transcript has 7 exons. Gene Ontology annotation, molecular function: transmembrane transporter activity. Gene Ontology annotation, cellular component: plasma membrane. The record is from RefSeq and is a predicted model, not a curated record. NCBI's taxonomy places the organism in Eukaryota, Metazoa, Arthropoda, Insecta, Siphonaptera, Pulicidae. Bases 192 to 1748 code for a protein of 518 amino acids. Gene Ontology annotation, biological process: transmembrane transport; monoatomic anion transport.